Messenger RNA from Erythranthe guttata (spotted monkey flower), 1861 nucleotides. Its product is annotated as heat stress transcription factor B-2a. NCBI's taxonomy places the organism in Eukaryota, Viridiplantae, Streptophyta, Magnoliopsida, Lamiales, Phrymaceae. Gene Ontology annotation, cellular component: nucleus. The record is from RefSeq and is a predicted model, not a curated record. Gene Ontology annotation, molecular function: RNA polymerase II cis-regulatory region sequence-specific DNA binding; DNA-binding transcription factor activity. Gene Ontology annotation, biological process: regulation of transcription by RNA polymerase II.
CAAUUAUAUUAUAUAUUUCCCAAUGAAAAUCCUAAUUGAAUUAUGAAAAUAUUUCACAUUGAUAAAAUCCAAAAUUUGGAUUAGUGUCAAUAAAUUGAUUCAGUCAAAUCUCCCAAAAUUCAACCCAAAAAUCCACAUAUUAGAUUCUAAAGUCUGAGUUGAAUUAAUUGUAUUCAAGUAUUAAACAAAACACGUAAUUAAGAAAAUUCAACGGCACACUAAUUACAGUUUGUCCAGAAUUAAUUGAGCUGUCUGACUCCAUCCACUCUUCAACGGCCACACCCCCGCAUAUUACAUAUAUACCCCACCGAAACUUCUCGCUCUUUCCUUCCCUUUCACUUUUUAUUUCUCCUUUUUCCACCAUUUUUCUCACACACCUAAAUUUCCCCUUUUACUCCUUCCCUUUAUCUCUUUUUCCCUAAUUAUACACUCAAAGGAACCUUCUGGAAUUACCAUAACUCUUUCUCUCUCUAUCGCUCCUCUCUUUCUCUCUCUACCCCCACAGGUCACAAUUUGAUUUGAUUUUGAAUUUGAUUUGAUUUUCAACUGAAUUAACCUGUGUGAGAGGAGCGGUAUGACACCGCCGCCGGUGGAUCGGACUGGUGGAGGGGAAUCUACGGCCGCCGAUAUGCCAAGGUCUCUUCCGACGCCGUUUUUGACCAAAACUUAUCAGCUUGUCGAUGAUACGGCGAUUGAUGACAUCAUUUCGUGGAAUGAAGACGGAUCUACUUUCAUCGUUUGGAAUCCGACGGAGUUUGCCAGAGAUUUGCUGCCAAAGUAUUUCAAGCACAACAAUUUCUCCAGUUUCGUUCGGCAACUGAAUACUUACGGAUUUAGGAAGGUUAUGCCUGAUCGGUGGGAGUUCUCCAAUGAAUGCUUUCGAAAAGACGAGAAAAAGCUCUUGUGUGAAAUCCAGCGCCGGAAAAUUGCUACGCCGCCGCCGACCGCGGCGGCGACGCUGUGUGCGGCGGUGUCAGAGCACCUAACUCCAGCUGCACCACAGCGGACGGUGUCUCCGUCGGACUCCGGCGAGGAGCAAGUACUUUCCUCAUCUAAUUCCCCCGGCACCGUCCGCGAGUUCAGCGGAAGCACGGCGGAGCUAAUCGGAGAGAACGAGAGGCUCAGAAAACAAAACGUGCAGCUCAGUAAAGAGUUGGACCAAAUGAAGAGCCUGUGUAACAAUAUUUACGCUUUGAUGUCGAAUUUCGCCGGCACGAACAAACAUAACAGCAGCAGUAACAGCAACGAUCGCCCCGGGCUUAGCUGUAAACAAUACAUGGCUGAGAACGGCGUGAAACCGUUGGAUCUACUACCGAUGACGAGAUUCUGCGAAGAAAUCCAAACCGCCGUCGUCGCCGCGGCGGCGCACGGCGGCGAAGCAUGUAAUAUCAGAUCCGCAGCGGAGGAAAUAGGCGCCAGAUUGUUCGGAGUGCCCAUAGGGCUCAAGCGUGGUAGGGAAGGCGAAGGUAGUUCGGCGGAUCAUGAAAUGGAGCUCCAGCUGCAGCAGCCGGGUCUGGAUAUCAAACCCGAACCGAUGGAUGAAGAUAACAGCGGCGACGAUCUGGCGGAGGCGUCGUGGUUGAGGCGGAGCAACUCGAGAAAUCGUAGGGUAUAAAAUUGGUGUACUUCAGGUGUAACGGUGGGGAUUAGUGCAGACGAUUCCAUUUUCGUAGAAUAUAUGAUUUAUUGAUUAGAAUAGUCUAGAGGAUUGUGUGUACGUACUAGGAGGCUAGGGUGAGGCACGUGCGAAACAGAGUCACGUGUCUCAGUAAUCUUUGCAAAGCACCCUUUUCGGGAAGGUUCCUCAUUCCUAUCCUAGUGUUUCUUUCUUCUAAUUAUAAAUAAAUUAUUAUUUUUUUAU